Messenger RNA from Triticum turgidum subsp. durum (durum wheat), 1308 nucleotides. NCBI's taxonomy places the organism in Eukaryota, Viridiplantae, Streptophyta, Magnoliopsida, Poales, Poaceae. The record is from the annotation of a GenBank genome assembly.
AUGGCGUCCCAAGCCCUGCGCCGCCUUCGCUUGCUCGCGGCUCGGGCCGCCGCCCUCCCCGCCUCACCGCACCAGCGACUCAGCCGGUCGCCCUUCGCCGCUCCGUCGCGGGCACAGGCCCACAUGGCGUCGUCGUCGUGGGCCGUCCUGGGCAGCAUCCCGCGGGUCGCGCCCCCCGCGGACGGCGCCGACGUCUCCCUCGCGCUCACCCCGCCCCCGCGCGUCUCCAUCCUCACCGUCUCCCCGCGCCUCUUCCCUGAGCCCGUCACUCCCAAGUACUUCCCCUUCGUCCUCGCCGCCGACCCCUCCGGCCUCCUCCUCCUCCAAGCCACCCUCGGCCGCCCCUGGACCCGCGAGAUCACCGACGGUCCCCACGGUCCCGGCGUCCACUGGCACGACUCCGAACCGCGCUACUUCGUCCUCGACGCCAACGCCGGCUCCGCGUUCCGCCUCCCCGAACCCAAGCCCGUCGACAUCAUGCACCAGGCCCUCCUCGGCCUCAUCGCCUCCCCUGGCGGCGGCGGCCACUACAUGGUCUCGGAGCUGCGCCCCAUCAUGGGCACUGACGAAGCCACGCUCCUCUCCUUCUCGUCCGAGGUCGGGAAGUGGGUCGAGCACUACCCGCUCCCGCGCCGCAUCUUCGCGCCCAUCGGCGUGGUCUCGCACCACGGGAGGCUCUGGUGGGUCGACCUCACAUGGGGCGUCAUCACCAGCGACCCCUUCGCCAGCGACCCGGCCCUCCGCUUCGUGCCGCUCCCGCCGGACAGGGUGCUGCGGUCCAGGGAAGCUUGGGGAGAGUCCGACAUGUACCGCUGCGUGGGGGUGAGCGCCGGCAAGCUGCGGUUCGUCGACACCUACUACAUGGGCCGUGUCAUCGGCGGCACUCCCAACAUCAGCGUGUGGACGCUGCCUGGUCCGGACUCCACGGAGUGGACGCUGGAGCACGAGGUAAGCUUUGGUGAGAUCUGGGCCGAUGAGAGCUACAAGGCCACUGGGCUGCCCGUGGAGAUCCCCACGCUCGCACUCAUCCAUCCCGAGAACCCCGACGUCGUCUACUUCUUCCUGGAGAAGCACAUGUUCGGUGUCGACGUGCGUGCGCGCAAGGUUGUGGACUGCAAGCUCUACGACCUGGUUGCGCCGCCGAGGUGCGCAGUCGCCAGCCGCUUCGUCCGAGCGUGGAGGCUUCCACAACAACAAUCACCAGGGAUGCUUAACUGGUCUAAUGAUCCAAUCUUGACUGCAAAAGACAAAUCUCCACAUGGGAGUUACCCCCUGGAGGGACUUACCAGCAAGACAUUCAUAGGAUGA